Pyrus x bretschneideri (Chinese white pear) is the source of this 828-nucleotide messenger RNA. Its product is annotated as zinc finger protein SHOOT GRAVITROPISM 5-like. The transcript has a single exon. Gene Ontology annotation, biological process: gravitropism. The record is from RefSeq and is a predicted model, not a curated record. NCBI's taxonomy places the organism in Eukaryota, Viridiplantae, Streptophyta, Magnoliopsida, Rosales, Rosaceae. Bases 72 to 584 code for a protein of 170 amino acids. Gene Ontology annotation, cellular component: nucleus.
UAUCGCACAAGCUAUUUUGCAUCAGUCAUAUCUCUACUCAAAACCUUUCAUUUGCUUCUUUUUUAUCUCCAAUGGAUGGAGAUGAUCAAAAGGAGUUGCAGCUCCUCCCUUCUCCUCACUUGAUGACAUCUCGGCCGUCGGGUUCUUCGGUAAGAUAUCAUCGAUCAAAGUCAGCCGUGCAGGAAGGGCCUAAUAAUUCCCAGCUUGACCUACAAUUAUCAAUCAGUGUAAGGCCAGCCAAACCUUCUUCCUCGGAUCAUUACGUCUUCGGAAAUCCAAACACUUCCGAGUUUGAUGCCUUGAAUCCCAAGGCAGCCGGCCGCGUGGAGUCUUUGAAAUGGCAGGCGGCGGAGCAAAUCAGACUGGCGGCAAUGGAGAAGGCCUACGCGGAGCGAGUGAGGGAGCUGACGAGGAGAGAGAUGGAGUUGGCUCAGUCGGAGUUUGCGCGUGCCCGGCACGUGUGGGAGAGAGCGAGAGAGGAAGUGGAGAAGGCUGAGAGAAUGAAGGAGAAGGCAAUGCUUCAGAUGGACUCUACGUGCAUGGAGAUCACUUGCCAGUCGUGCCGGCAAAGGUUUAGGCCGUAAAAAAGAAAGGGUCAGUUUGGUUCGCUGAUUCAAGACGAGAGAUCGAGAGAAGAAGAUUUUUGUGUAUUUCUUUCCUGAUUGAGUAUUGGAUUUUGUGGAAUGUUUCUUUGGAGAAAACACAAGGAAAAUAAUUACAAAUUGAUGAAUACAAUAAAAGUGUAACAUGAUGAGAUUUGAACUAUGUUCAUUUUUUGUGAUGAAGGUGUUAUGUUUAAUUUGUAAAAUUUAGAGUUGAACCAGCCUA